Molecule: messenger RNA, 2331 nt
Organism: Schistocerca gregaria
Lineage: Eukaryota; Metazoa; Arthropoda; Insecta; Orthoptera; Acrididae
Exons: 4
Coding region: 1-2331 (776 amino acids)
Source: RefSeq, a predicted model, not a curated record
AUGGAGGUAACGACGGAUGACUCCCCAGUGGUUGAUGCCACUGGUACUGAGGAUGAAGCAGACGCUGUGUUCCCGGCGGAUCAACCCCAGAGUCAACAGUCCACUUCGGAUGUUGAUGAUACUGCGAACCCUAACAGGAAGCCUUCCAAAAAGAAGCGGAGACUUGCACAUCAAGGAGCCAAUCAGCUCGCCCCACAGCUCCGCGACAAAGCGAAACGAAUAAGCAGCCAAAUGUGUCAGAACACUUCUGAACCCUCUGAAGUUGGUCUCCCUGCGUUUGGUCGAAUGGACAUUGAUCCUGUAGUGUCUCCCCCUGUGAAUCCACGACGGGUGGAAGAUAGUGAUACCUCGAUGCCCGCCAUAACUACUACGGAGUUCCCUCCCCUGAGCGUCAUUACAUCACACCCUUCUGUUCCCGAUUGCGAUCUCCAGAAUAAGAAGCGACCGUUGGAAACGACCGAUGACGGCUCGGACGGCGAGUCCGCCCGUAAUUCGCCUUCCACCCGCAAGCAGAAGCAGUGUAAUGCGGAUGUGCUCGAGGAAACAAACAGUACAUGUAUUGACGUGACGACAGCCGCUGAGGCAACCCGGCCGCUGUCGGCGGCUGAACGGGUACAAACGGUCCACGGAGGGGACGCAGUAACGAUUGUCGCGGAGACGGAAGAGGCGCACUCCGUAGCACAAGAGGUGACGGAGCGGAACCCACCUCAAGAACUUACAGACCCACAAACCGCCGACUCAGUCAGUGCUCUGGAGCUAGUGACGGAAGAACAAGGAAAUGGCACUCGUACAAAGGACGCUGUUGAGGCAGCUUCGGUCACAACGGUGGUAAAGAUAGACAAUCCGAAUGACGGCGCGUUGAACCAAGAUGUUCGAAGACGCCGACUCAAACUGCAUCCUAAUCUCAAAGCUUCCCGUAACCAAAGCAAACAACAACCAGCACAAGAGGAAGCGACGGCCAAGAACGUCUUGUAUGAAAUCAUCACGGAAAGACCUAAGGAGGUACCUUCAAGUGACAUUAGUGAUGCAAAGCCCCUCGUGCCCGCCAUAACUACUACGGAGUUCCCUCCCCUGAGCGUCAUUACAUCACACCCUUCUGUUCCCGAUUGCGAUCUCCAGAAUAAGAAGCGACCGUUGGAAACGACCGAUGACGGCUCGGACGGCGAGUCCGCCCGUAAUUCGCCUUCCACCCGCAAGCAGAAGCAGUGUAAUGCGGAUGUGCUCGAGGAAACAAACAGUACAUGUAUUGACGUGACGACAGCCGCUGAGGCAACCCGGCCGCUGUCGGCGGCUGAACGGGUACAAACGGUCCACGGAGGGGACGCAGUAACGAUUGUCGCGGAGACGGAAGAGGCGCACUCCGUAGCACAAGAGGUGACGGAGCGGAACCCACCUCAAGAACUUACAGACCCACAAACCGCCGACUCAGUCAGUGCUCUGGAGCUAGUGACGGAAGAACAAGGAAAUGGCACUCGUACAAAGGACGCUGUUGAGGCAGCUUCGGUCACAACGGUGGUAAAGAUAGACAAUCCGAAUGACGGCGCGUUGAACCAAGAUGUUCGAAGACGCCGACUCAAACUGCAUCCUAAUCUCAAAGCUUCCCGUAACCAAAGCAAACAACAACCAGCACAAGAGGAAGCGACGGCCAAGAACGUCUUGUAUGAAAUCAUCACGGAAAGGCCUAAGGAGGUACCUUCAAGUGACAUUAGUGAUGCAAAGCCCCUCGCGCAGUCCCCGACUCUGUCAACAGAACAAAAUUCCACCUCCUCAGAGACGCAGGUCAGGACUGUGACUGCUGAAUGUCGUUCCCCACAACCCCACCAUGAAAUCUCGGAUUCCGAUGAGCGUUGUCCACCUGCUAAAUCCCCGCGGAAGAACAAGAAACGCAGAAUCGCCCGCCAGGGUGCGGAAGAGGCGGCGGCGUCGUUGCGGGGAAAGGUGCAGCAAAUCAUGGACAAAGUCAGUGCAAAAUCACCAGAACCCUCCCGCCAACAGGCGCUAACUUCUGCACACCUGCGGGAUGAAGAUCGUGCAAUCACGCUAACUGAGCCCUCUCGCGAUGCUACCGGCCAGGUGUCUCCCAUGUGCAGUGACGAUGUUGAUCAUUGUUUAAAAGAACAACGACAACAUCAUCCUCUUGCGCCCAAGAACCCCAGCACUAUAGACUGGGCGGCGGAACCAGAGGUCGAACACAUGGACGCUGAUGCAACUGAUAUUCCAGUCACUUCCCGAUUUCCCGAACAGCCUUCUACGGCAAUAGAACCGGCACAUGAUGAUAAGUUACUGGAUCCACGGCAGGCAAACAAAGAAGAGGACUCUGACUUCUUUUAA